This is a messenger RNA of Mangifera indica (mango), 731 nucleotides long. RefSeq names its product mini zinc finger protein 2. Gene Ontology annotation, molecular function: DNA-binding transcription factor activity; transcription cis-regulatory region binding. The record is from RefSeq and is a predicted model, not a curated record. NCBI's taxonomy places the organism in Eukaryota, Viridiplantae, Streptophyta, Magnoliopsida, Sapindales, Anacardiaceae. Gene Ontology annotation, cellular component: nucleus. The transcript has a single exon. Gene Ontology annotation, biological process: regulation of developmental process; regulation of DNA-templated transcription. The coding region runs from base 94 to 468 and encodes 124 amino acids.
GGGUUUGAGUGUGUUAACUUUUCAAUCAUCUCUCUUUCUCUUUGUUAAUUUAUAUACUAUAUAUCUCUUUACCCUUUUUUCUUUUUCCUUCUGAUGCCAGUUUCUGUUGCUGAUUUGGUGAAGGAAUACCCGAAUAAUUCUCCAUUGAUUCAACAAGAGUUUGCAGAAGGAGGAGCUGGGAGGAGCAGAAUGAGGAAGCGUCAAGUGGUGUUGCGGCGAGAGGAGCCUUCAACGACCACUUCAUCUGUCACAAUCAGGACUGUGAGAUAUGCAGAGUGUCAGAAAAAUCACGCUGCCGCAGUCGGAGGAUAUGCAGUAGACGGUUGCCGAGAGUUCAUGGCCACUGGUGAGGAAGGAACCGAUGCUGCACUCAUCUGUGCUGCCUGUGGCUGCCACCGGAACUUCCACCGCAGGGAAGUGGAGACCGAGGUGGUUAGCGAAAACUCGCCGCCUUCAUCCGUAACCUAAACUGGUUCAUGCUUCAUAAAAUAUAAAUCAAUGGAGGUUUAAUUAUGUUCUUGUUUGUUUUGAUGAUCACUCUUGUUUCUUUUUCCAAAAAUAUAUCCGGGUAUGAGAUUGAUAUAGAUAUAAAGAUACAUAUAUCUAUAUGUCCUCUAGCUUUCAUAUUUUGGUUGCUUGAGAUUGCUCUCUUCUGGUGAAUUUCUAGGGUUUAUGUUCAUGGUUUAAACCUCCUGUGCUUAUGAAGAGUGCUAAUUUGUGUUCUUGAUGAA